Messenger RNA from Vespula pensylvanica (western yellowjacket), 3845 nucleotides. It is a transcript of the gene Ror, whose product is annotated as tyrosine-protein kinase transmembrane receptor Ror. NCBI's taxonomy places the organism in Eukaryota, Metazoa, Arthropoda, Insecta, Hymenoptera, Vespidae. Gene Ontology annotation, molecular function: ATP binding; transmembrane receptor protein tyrosine kinase activity; protein binding. The transcript has 14 exons. The record is from RefSeq and is a predicted model, not a curated record. Bases 310 to 3783 code for a protein of 1157 amino acids. Gene Ontology annotation, cellular component: signaling receptor complex; membrane. Gene Ontology annotation, biological process: multicellular organism development; cell surface receptor protein tyrosine kinase signaling pathway; protein phosphorylation.
UUACUUUUUUUUUUUUUUUUUUUUUUGAACUUUUUUGUGGUUCCUAUCCUUAAACGAUCCUUAAACGUUCGCGUCGCGUGCGUGUGCGUGUGUCGUGUGUAAUUGUGCUAAUCGAAUCGCGUUGGUGAUCGUACGUGUGUCGUGUGUGUGCGUGAGUGCGUGUAUGUUCGGCCCGGGAAAAAAAAGAGAGUAAAAAAGGACAAAGAAGAAAAUAAAAGUAACUGAAGUUUUGUCACAAGAACGACAAGCGUACACAUAUACGCGUACACAUACAUAAAUACGUCGUAGCCAAGAACAGUAGCGCGCAACAUGGAAGCUGGCGAUUCCAGGAAACUGUCUCUUCUACUAUGCUUUCUUCUUAUUUUCUCGAACGUCUUACAAGAUGGUUAUGGCGAAGUUGAGGAUCUCGAGUCGGACGUACAGGAUUACAACACUGAAGAGGAUUACAAUGACGUCUUCGAUUCGACGAUGAACGGAACCGACGUGGACGCGACCACUGGUGGCAGCAAAAGUGGUACUUUGAAGUUUGUCAGGACCCUCUCGAAUAUAUCGAAGGACGAAGGUGGCGUAGCUCACAUGCGUUGCGAGGCUGUUGGUGAUCCACCACCUAUCAAAAUACGUUGGUACAAAAAUGAAGCACCCCUAGAAGAGAAACGACCGAAAAUUACCAUCAGGAAAAUUCAUGCUCAGGCACACGAGCACGCAGCUAAGAACGUAGCUGGUAGUCGUCUUAAGAUCACUAACCUCGACGUUUCCGACGUUGGAUUUUACUCGUGUCGCGUGACCAAUGGUAAAGAUCAGAUUCAAAGCGAGGGCACCCUAAGGGUCGAUUCAACUCAGAAAUGGCAAGCUCCAAUUAGUCCUGUUGUACAUUCAGAUAAUCCAACAUCGAACACUGACGAAUUUUCAUCCGGUUUACCCGCUGGAUCUAGUUUUAUCGAUGGAAUGGAUAAUACAAACAGACUGGAUAUCUCAGGGAUUGGUAUGUCAACGCCACACAUCUCUCAUUUGGCACCCACAAAUUCUUUAAAUAUAUUAUCGCCUAGUCCACAACCGACUAGUUCCCAGUCUAGCACCGUGGAUUUUAGUACAUUCAGUGGCCUUAAAAACGUCAAUAUGCAAGUACCAUCGGGUAUGGUAAAUUUUGCUGGAUUUCCAGGUAUGAGCGCUAUACCUGGGAAGAAAGACAAUCAUGAAGGAACUUGCGAGGUCUACGUGGGUAAAACCUGUGCGCAAUUUGUUGGAAAUCAAACCGUUUACAUUUUGUAUCCAAUGACGCAAAAAUUGCUCGAAGACAAAUUGAUCCAAGCUUUUGGUGUUAUAAACUUUUCAAACGAUUUAUCUUCCAAUUGUGAAAGCUAUGCCAAACCAUCUUUAUGUUACUCAACGUUUCCUAUCUGUCGAAACCCACCAAAUAAUCCAAAACCAAAGAAUACUGAAUUUUCAGAAUUCAGUAGUAAAUUGUUCAAUCGUCUUCAGUCUAAUCAAGAUGAACAUUUAGAAGACGGUGAUGGAGAGGAUAUGUUAGAUGAUUAUACAAGAACGCAUGGACUUCCUAGGAAAAGAAGUCCUACGUUAGGUCCUGGUUUUGAAUUCAAUCCGAGCAAAGAGAGAAAAGGAGGCAAUCAGAAAAUAAUCAAUCAAAGUUAUGGAGACAGUCGUUCGUCCAAUAAGAACGAAAUGAAUCGAAAAUUACGAAGAAUAUGUCGGGAGGAAUGUGAACUGUUGGAAAACGAAUUAUGUAGGACAGAAUACGCGAUUGCAAAAAGACAUCCAUUAAUCGGACAAGUGCCUUUACUCGAAUGCUCUGAUUUACCGCUUAAAGGCAGUCCAGAAGCUCAAGAUUGUUUAAGCGUUGGUAUAUCUACAAAAAAUAAUGUACAAGAAAACGAUUACUGUUUUUGGGGCAAUGGAGAGUCUUAUCGUGGUACAGUAAAAACAAGCAUUAGCGGCAGGCCUUGUUUGAAAUGGUCUCAUCUAAUAAUGCUACACAUUUCUAAUUACCCCGAAUUAGCUGGACGACAUUCUUAUUGUAGAAAUCCGGCUGGUCAAGAAAUACAGCCUUGGUGUUUUGUUGAUGCUAAUAAUAGGACUCAAAAAGAAUUUUGUCAUAUACCUAAAUGUGUUGAAAAUUUGUGGAUUUAUGCGGUUGUUGGUUUUGUACUAAUGGGAGGGUUUGUUACUAUAAUAAUUUGUUAUUGCUGUUGCUACAGAAGUAGAAAAUCAAGAAGACAAAUGAAUCACUUACCCUCAAAUAAAAUGUUGACUGGAAUACAAUGCGACAAAAACAUAUAUGAUGGAAGACGCAGUACUACACAACCGAUGGAAAUGAGUUCUCUUUUAGCUGGACCAGGUAACACGACUCCAGGUACAGGGACAUUAAGUAGUGGUAGUAGUAGAACUUCGAAUAACAGAGUACCUCAAUUUACCACAAAUAAUGUGGUAUUAUUGCAAGAACUUGGAGAGGGUGCUUUCGGAAAAGUAUAUAAAGGUGAACUACAGACUGGCAAUAAAUGCGAACCACCAAUAUAUGUUGCCGUUAAGACUUUAAAAGAGAAUGCAAGUCCAAAAACACAGAGUGAUUUUAAAAGAGAAGUGGAUCUAAUGACCGACCUUCGACAUCCGAAUAUAAUCUGUUUGUUAGGUGUUAUAUUAAAAGGAGAACCAAUGUGUAUGUUGUUCGAAUAUAUGACGCAAGGAGAUUUGCACGAAUUUUUAAUCUGUCAUUCGCCAAGAUCAGACGUUCCAUUGAACAAUGUAACUGGAAAGAUAUUGGAGCAACCAGAGUUUCUUCAUAUCGCAUUGCAAAUAGCAUCUGGAAUGGAAUAUUUGGCCAGCCAUCAUUACGUUCAUCGUGACUUAGCUGCUAGAAAUUGUUUAGUAGGAGACAAUCUGACCGUGAAAAUCUCUGAUUUCGGAUUGUCACGUGAUAUUUAUAGCAGCGACUAUUACAGAGUUCAAUCUAAAAGCUUAUUGCCAGUACGAUGGAUGCCACCGGAAUCGAUUUUGUAUGGUAAAUUUACAACCGAGUCGGACGUUUGGAGUUUUGGAGUUGUACUCUGGGAAAUUUAUAGUUACGGUUUACAGCCAUAUUACGGAUACAACAAUCAAGAGGUAAUCGACAUGAUCCGUUCUCGUCAAUUAUUACCAUGUCCAGAGGAUUGUCCAACGAUGAUAUAUAGUUUGAUGAUAGAAUGUUGGCACGAAGUGGCCAAUCGAAGACCACAAUUUCCAGAGAUUCAUCACCGUUUACACAAUUGGUAUAUGAAUCAAACAUAUUUAAGCGACUUUUGUAAUGAAUCAAUUACAAGUUAUUCCGGUAGUAGUCACAAGAGUACGAAUAAGACAAAUUCAACACAACUCUCAGCACCGAUAUACAAAACUGAUCAAAAAGAACAAAUGUUUAAGAGUAAUAUGGAUUCAUUGGUAUGCAGUCUGAAUGAUCAUAACAAUGCGUUGAAGUUACACCAACAAAACUUUCCAAAUUCAGAAUCCAUCGAACAAAGAACUGUCUCUAUCUUUAACGAUCACAAUACACCUAACAAGACUGUUAAUUAUCAAUCUCCAACUACGAAUGUUAAUCUGAAUGAUUACGAUGAUAAACAAUGUUGCUCACCGAAAUUGAGCGGCGCCAAAAAAGUUUUACCCUCUGUUCCUCAAUCGAUAAUAGGUAAAACAACAAACGCCUCUAAUGGCACGAGACCAAUGCAAAAUGGUGCACAGUUAGUUGUCAGGUUACCAGAUCCGAGUAAAGUUACGACUGAAACCAGGGUAUCUAAGUGAAGAAAAAAAAAUAAUAAAAUAAAAUAAAAGAAAAGAAAACAAAAUCGAUUAUUCUAAGGGAC